This is a messenger RNA of Diuraphis noxia (Russian wheat aphid), 855 nucleotides long. RefSeq names its product proton-coupled amino acid transporter 2-like. Gene Ontology annotation, cellular component: vacuolar membrane. Gene Ontology annotation, biological process: amino acid transmembrane transport. Gene Ontology annotation, molecular function: L-amino acid transmembrane transporter activity. The record is from RefSeq and is a predicted model, not a curated record. NCBI's taxonomy places the organism in Eukaryota, Metazoa, Arthropoda, Insecta, Hemiptera, Aphididae.
AUGAUUUCAUCAGGCCAUUUAACCUUUUGAACAUUUCAAUGGUUGUAAUAACAAACAUGUACAUAGCUAUUGGCCUGUGUGGUUAUUUAGAUCAACAAGAUGAACCGRUAAUCAUGCCGACUAUCAGGUGCCAGACAAUCGUCAAGUCGUGUGUGGCCGUGAACGUCACGUUGUUUCACCGAGAAUUUAAUAUAGAGUCCACAUUAUUGUGGGUAUCGUCUAUAAAGCUGGCGACAGUGAAAAGCGAUACUAAAAAGAGUCAACCACCGUCUACUGUGUAUUACUCGCCGUCAAUGAUUGCGGGAUUGACUGCCUUCACCAAAAUAUUAUUCACGUUGUGUUCGGUUUUAGUUACCAUCGCAGUCGCGUCACCGGCCACCAGCGGAUUCCAGGUGAUCAUGGGGCUCAUCGGAUACCUGGGUAACACGUGCAACAUGUUGAUCUACCCGUACAUCGUCGAAUUGUGCGUGACACAUGCCCUGCACGGUAUGUCGAMCAGGCCGUAUGUGAUUGCCAAGGACGUCUGUUUCGUCCUUUUGGGUUUGACGGUGUUCGCGUGCGGUACGUCCGCGCUCGUAAUUCGUAUAAUUCACGGUGGCGACUGAAAACGGUUGCACCUCUGCGAUAGUUAUACGUGGCCAUUAGGUUGGAUGUACCGAACGGCGCGAGCAUCGAAAAACUAAGGACGACGUUAAACAUAUCCUUGGGGAUCACGCACGGUCUGGUCUACAUAGGCCGUGUAUUAGAGCACCUUAAAUGCUAUUAUUAUUAUUUUUUUUUUUUUCAUUAAAUUGACAGAAGAAAGCUAUUUAUUGUAACGAUAAAACAUGUAAAGAUCUUUAAAUAAUAUAAAUA